Messenger RNA from Sorex araneus (European shrew), 6366 nucleotides. RefSeq names its product solute carrier family 39 member 5 (gene SLC39A5). NCBI's taxonomy places the organism in Eukaryota, Metazoa, Chordata, Mammalia, Eulipotyphla, Soricidae. Gene Ontology annotation, molecular function: zinc ion transmembrane transporter activity. The coding region runs from base 224 to 1837 and encodes 537 amino acids. Gene Ontology annotation, cellular component: membrane. Gene Ontology annotation, biological process: intracellular zinc ion homeostasis; zinc ion import across plasma membrane; BMP signaling pathway. The record is from RefSeq and is a predicted model, not a curated record. The transcript has 11 exons.
AAAGCAGGCCUGCCCCUUUAAGGUAGUGUCCCUCCUCUCCCCCUCCCUGCAGGUGACCCUUGCCCGCCUGCCUGCCUGCCCCCCACCUUCCACAGCUGGAGCCAAGGAAGCUGUGUUCCCCCUUCCUCUGGGUCUCCCUGCCUUCUGCUGUCAGGACUCGCUGCUCAGGAUGUCUCAGGGGGACUAGAAGCUGCACCCGGAGCCCCGCAGCCCUCACCCCACGAUGGGGCUGCCGCUGCGCCGGCUGCUGGCCGGCCUGUGUGUGUGGGUGGCCUUGGGCGGGGCGGGGGGCUCUGCCCCCGACCUCGGCCCUGCGGAGCAGGAGCAGAACCAUUACCUGGCCCAGCUGUUCGGCCUGUACGGGGAGAACGGGACGCUGACGGCCGGGGGCCUGGCGCGGCUUCUCCACAGCCUGGGGCUGGGCCGGGUGCAGGGGCUGCGCCUGGGCCCCCAGGGGCACGCAGCGGGCCGGGCCCCCCCGCCACUUGGAGACAACUCCACACACAGGCUGCAGGACUCAGAGCUGGAUGUGGACGUCUGGGCAGGGCUGCCGCUAGGUCCGUCAGGGUGGGGGGACCUGAGCAAGCCAGAGGCCCCGUCCGCACCCCGGGGGCCAGGCCCCUCGGGGCUGGGCCUCUUCCACAGGCUGCUGCUGCUGGACCACUCGCUGGCAGACCAUCUGAAUGAGGAUUGUCUGAACGGCUCCCAGCUGCUGGUCAACUUCGGCCUGAGCCCCGCGGCCCCGCUGACCCCUCGGCAGUUUGCUCUGCUGUGCCCGGCACUGCUGUACCAGAUCGACAGCCGCGUCUGCAUCCAGGCGCCGGCCCCCAGCGCCCCUGGGAACCUACUGUCCGCCCUGACUCACAGCGCCCUGGCGGUCCUGCUCCUCAGCCUCCCAGCUCCUCUCUCCCUGCUCCUGCUGCGGCUCCUGGGACCCCAUUGGCUGCGGCCCCUGCUGGGCUUCCUGGGCGCCCUGGCCGUGGGCACUCUCUGCGGGGACGCGCUGCUCCACCUGCUGCCCCACGCACGAGGGCAUCACGCGGGCCCGGGCGCCCACCCCGAGGAGGACCUGGGCCCGGGGCUGUCGGUGCUGGGAGGCCUCUUCCUGCUCUUCGUGCUGGAGAACGCGCUGGGGCUGCUGCGGCGCCAGAGGUCCAGGCCAAGAUGCUGCUGGCACGCCCCGAAGGAGCGCCGGGCACGGAACCCGGACCCGGAGGAUGGCACCACCGUGGCCCUGCAGCAGGCCAGAGCACCAGAGCCAGGAGCGCAGGGCCGGGGGGAGCAGGACAGCGGUCGGCCCCCGCCCACACCAGCUGUGCCCGGGCACCACGGCCACAGCCACGGGCACCAGGACGGCAGCUUCACCUGGAUGGUUCUUCUGGGAGAUGGUCUGCACAACCUCACUGACGGGCUGGCCAUAGGCGCCGCCUUCUCCGACGGCUUCUCCAGCGGCCUCAGCACCACGCUGGCAGUGUUCUGCCAUGAGCUGCCGCACGAACUGGGCGACUUCGCCAUGCUGCUGCGGGCCGGGCUGCCCUUCCGGCGGCUGCUGCUCCUGAGCCUGGUGUCUGGCGCCCUGGGACUGGGGGGCGCCGCCCUGGGCGUGGGGCUCAGCCUGGGCCCCGUCCCCCUCACCCCUUGGGUGUUCGGCGUCACCGCGGGGGUCUUCCUCUACGUGGCCCUGGUGGACAUGCUCCCGGCCCUGCUCCGUCCUCCCGAGCCCCUCCCUGCGCUAGAGGUGCUCCUGCAGGGGCUGGGGCUGCUGCUGGGGGGCGGCCUCAUGCUGGCCAUUGCCCUGCUGGAGGAGCGGCUGCGGCCCCUGCUGGCCGAGGGCUGACAGGGGACGGGGGAGGGCACGAGGAGGGGGCUGCCCUUCCUCCCCCCCAACCACAGGAAUGGAGGCGGGACACAGGGCCAGUAGGAGCAACAGGAGUUUAAUAAACAGAACCCAUCCCAAAGCCAUAACUACGACAGUUGUACUUGCACCAAAACAGCAUAGAAAACCAGGGGGUGGCGGGAGGAGGCUCAAAGCAGGUCGAGGGAGGGCUGAGGAGGGCGGGUGGGGUGCAUCCAGGGGGUGGGGUGGGGAGAGCAUUGUGCUUUAGCCCAGGGGGAGGGGGAGGGGCGGGGCAAAUGCACCAAGGUCCCCACACUGUCCUGCUGCCCUCAGCACCCUGGGGAGUCGGGCAUCUGGGCAGUGCUGCCCUUUAUUGCUGCCCACCAGCAUCGAACACCCCCCCGACCCCCGACCCCCACGCUAGCACCACAGGGAGAUCCGGAGCAGGGAGAAGGCGGGAAGGGGAACAUUGCUUAGAGAAAGAUUCCACUAGAAUCCAGUGAAUUGUGCUCAGUUCUCUUUACUUCCUACAACCGAGUACAUGGGUCACAGGGUGGAGGGUGCGAAGGGCCGGGGGGGGGGGCUGCCCCUCAGUGCCCCCCACACCCCUGCACAGGACGGUGGUGUCUGCAGCAUCACAGGUCAUGCAGGGCACAGGGGUGGGGAAGGUCACACACACAGACGCCCACGCGGGGACCAGAGAACACCCCUGGGUAUACACAGCUGUACACAGGGAACCACCCCCCACCCGGCCCCCAGCCCAACCCUCUCCCCUGUCUCGCGCUCCCUCCCGGGUAGAGGGAGGAACUGUAUUGCUUUGAGAGAGCCACCCUGGGGGCCGCCCUGCCAGGACCCUCCCCCCCACCCCGUUUUGGCACAUCUGCAAGACUCGUGGCAGGGAGCAAGGGGGCCCCUCCCCCCAGCGCCAGGCUUCUCGGGCUGGGAGCUGAGGAAGGGGUAGGAGGUUGCGUCCUCCAUUGGCCCCCUAGCCCUUCCCGAACCCCGAACCCCUUCGAACCCAAGCCGGCAGCACCCCGCCCCCACCCACCCCCCUGACACACACACACACACAAAGCUGAGCUCUCCAGGAAGAGGGGGAGCACACGACACGCGGAGAUUGUCCGGGGAGGGAGCGGAGGCGGUGAGGGGGCAAGACUGGAAGCAGAGACCCCACCCUGGCGUGGGGUCAGACUGGCACAACAGCUACUUUAGUGCAAUUGGAGAGGGUGCCCAGAGUGAGGGACGGGGUGGGAGGGGCAGGGCCAGGCGCCCGGGGCCAACAGAGGGUCUCCUGCCCCGCCCCCCUCAGCCCUCCCAAACGCAGUGACAGGUCCCCUCACACCUGUGGGCAGCAGCAGCCUCGGGUCAGUACCUUCAAGUAAUUCAGAGCAGACCCCCCCCUCCCGGCUUCCUCCCAGCUCUGGGAUUUGGUCGCGUCUCCAGGGGGCGGGUUGGGAGGGGGUCCCCUCGGCAGCCCCUUCCCUCGCGGCCUCCCUCUUCCUAGCCCCCUGGGCUUGGUCCUUAAAGAUUCCUCCCCCCUCGCCCGACCUGGGGCAAGGCAGCGGGGCCGGAGCCGCCAGGCUGAGCGGGCAGGGGCCCGGGCGGGCCGCGGGGGGCCUCUGACCCUCCUUCGACGGGAGGGUGCUGCGGGGCGGACGCCCCGGGAGGGCUUCUGGGCUAGGGUCUGUAAGGCUAUUUUCCUUUGCAGUGGGAGAGAAGGGCAGGGGAGGCGGGGGAUGGACUCCGGGUAUGGGGGGGGGGUGAGAAGCGGAGGCGGGAGGGCGGGGCGGGGGCGGGGGCGACACACCCGUGUGCUCAGACCCGGAGUGGCGGCUCCCGGCCCCAGCCUCGCCGCUCCAGGCCCUGCCCACGGCCCCGGGGACGGGGCACAGCGCGGGCACAGCUGCAGAACUCUUCCCUCGGAGCCCCCCGCGCCCAGCCUCCUCCCCCCGUCUAGGGCCGGGGCGGCGGGAGGGGCCCGGGUGGUCAGACAGCGGCGGAAACAGUAUUGAGUUUUCCUUUGGUUACAUAUUGAAGGCAAAGGUGAGCUGGACUUACAGUCAAAACGGAUAGGGAGGAGGGGGGAGGGGCCGUGGCGAGGGGGCUGGGGGAGGCCCCCCGCAGCCCCUUCACCCCCCCCAGGAACACAUGUCUAAGUGGGGUGGCAACUCCCUCAGUCUCGUCUCUCCCACCCCCACAGCACCAAACAGGAGAAGCCCCUUCCCCGGGGCCGCCCCCCACCCCGACACGGGCUGUACAUUCAGUGGUUCUCAGCAGUCCUAUGGCUCAGGGGGCCCGGGGAAGGGAGGUGGCCCAACAGUCUCACUGGGACAGUGGCAGUGACCCGGGUCUGGGGGUCCCCCUGGGGACCCCCAGUUUGUGCCGUUUGUUUUUCUGAAGGCUAUACACGACCCUUCCAAAGCCACCGCCCAAUCAGAAACAUCUCCCCCCCGCCCCCACACACACACCCCAAAUCAGAAACGAAAAACUGGCUCUUUCCGUCCGGCCCUCCGCCCGGCCCGCGCACCUGUCCCUGUCGCGGGGUCGCCCUUGCUCUGACUCCUCUGCUGGCGCCUGGGGCCGCUCCUCACUUCCAACAGGCCUUUCCUCAAAAGUGCUUAUUACUGAAGCAAGUGCUUUAGAGCUGCGCUGGGGGGCGGGGAGGGGCGGGGCGGGCCGGGGCCGGGGUGCUCCCUCCCCGCCUGGCCCCUGAAGAUGGGGGGGCAUUCUGCCUGUUUUACUUCUCCACACCCGUUUAAGUCAAAGAGGUUGGUUUUUUUUUUUUUUUCAAAAAAAAAAAAGAGAAAAAUCUUAACGUUAAAAUAAAUACGCAGUGGCCAUGAGAAUGGUCAGAAUGCUUCGAAAACCCCGAGGGGCCGGGGAGCCCGGCGUGGGGUGCGGGGUUUCCUUUGGCAUAAAGAGGGGCAGAGGGUGCCCCGCCGCCGGCCCCGGCACGCUGACGGGGUGCUGGGGGCCCAGCAGGGACCAGGCAGCCACCAGAAAUCUCACCCAGCAGAACGACGGGGCUCCUGACCCACACACUGAUUCUUCCUGCCUUCACCCCGCGUUGGUAAAGGAGAACACGACUGAUCCCCCGACCCCGAGGGUCUUCUCGGGAGGACCCAUCUCCCUGCUCCCCCUGCACCCCGCCCCCCCACCAACUAAUUCCCAGCACCAAAAUGAGAGGAAUGGAGGGGGGGGGCGGGAUGGUUGGAGGAGCAAGAACUGAAGCGAGGGCAAGCAUUGCAGAACCAGCAGGGUGGGGUGGGGGCUGCAGCCCUUUGAGAGGUCACAUUGAUUGUCGUGUAGGGAAGGACAAGGAGGGGGAGUGUGGGGGGGGGCGCUGGGGCAUGAGGGGCAUCGCAAGGCCCUUUGGCUUCGAAAACAAAAACAACAAACUAAAAAGCUGCACGAUCCUUCUCACCAAUAAUGGUCACUUGGAAGCUUUGAAAUGGUUCCGGAACUGAGGUGGCGGGAAGCAAGACACAGAGAGAGGGGACAGAGCGGGAGGGGGGUGCAGGGGAGGGGGACAGACAGGCCAGGCUUCAGGGUGGGGGCAUGAGGUAUGGUGAAGGGGACCGACCGAGGCUGGGAGGGGCUCGUCCAUGCCCUCCUCCACUCUGCCCACCUGGGCGAGGCUGGGGGACUCGCAGGGCACACACUGGAGACGAAAGUUAAGUGUGUGGGGGGAAGGAGGGCGGGGGGUGGGGGGGGAGGGUGCCCCAGGAUGGGGACCCUGUACUGUGUAAACGAAGCCUGUCCAGUUCUCCGGGGACAAUACUGAUGGCAGCCAAACUGGGCGUGGGUGCACUGUGGGCUGGGGGGGGCGUGACCUAUAUUCAAGUUCUGUGUCUUGGCCCCUGGCUGAGGUAUCAGUGUGAGGAAGGGGGCAGGGAGGGGCGCGGCGGGGCGGGGGCGACUGUCCAGGGUCGCUGAGCUGGGAGGUGUGUGGACAGACAGGGGCGUCUGGAGGGACCGGGGCCAAAUUCAAUGCUACAUUUAGAGAGAAAGCUGCCCCCUCCUCACUCCAGCCCAGUCCGGCUUCCGGGGUGCGGCUGGCAGGAGCCUUCUCAGUGCAGCCCCGAGCUCAGUCCCGGCUCUCCCGCGGUGGGGAGCGGCCGGGAAGGAAGGCGGGGACACGGUCAGCCUCAUACGGGAGGGGAAGCCUGGGGUCCGUGGGGUCCCGCCCGGCUGCCCAGCCCUUCCCACCAUCUUUGGCUUCAGACCAGGAGUGACUGGGCGGCCGGGAGAAGGGAAGGGGGAGGAGCAAGUACUCUUGGACUCUUGGACGUUAGGGAGGUGGAGGCUGGGGGGGGAGGACAGAGAGAGAGGGAGGGACACAGGAGGAAGAACACGGUCCUGCCCUCCACAUACAUGCAAACACAUGCCUGAAACACAUAGGACAUACUAGUGCUGUGAUUUGAAAUGGGUAGGAAAUUAAUUUGUUUCUUCCCCUAAAAGGAUAAAAUGCUUACUUAAAAAUUCAUGACAAGCCUCAAAAGUUAAGGGACGAGAGCCAGGGAGGGAAG